UUUUCCGUCACUCGCAGCUGAACGUGCCUCAUCAAACACAAACCAAAACCCUGCCCUGCUCUAAAUUCCUUCCCAAACUGCGUGUCGUCGAUAAAUUUGAGGAAGUCGAUAAGCCGAACGUGUUCAAAACUGUUAUUCUCCAAAUUGAAGGUUUCGAGCAAGGAUGGAGCACUAUAAUAUAACAUUCGUUUUCGUAGUAUUUUGCACUAGUUCCAGCGUUGGUGUUACAGAGCGAGCAACUCGUGGCAAUGGGAUAUUUGGUUGGCUUACUGGUCAUUGCCUUGGCGGGCUUGACCUCAGCGGUACUGUACGCACCCCGGCAGUCCCCGGUCGUGUAUCCGCCUCCGCAGGGCAGUGCCAUCCAGGAGUCGUACUUUGCGUUCCAGCUCAAGUCGUUCCGGCGAUCGCUGAAGGAGUGCGCAGAAUACUGGGAGAUUCCGUGGUACCGGGUACAGAAGUUGAUCGACAACAACUUCGAGCAUGCUUCGAAGGAUUUGCAGUGUUUGAUCCGUUGUGCCGGGGUGAACUCCGGCUGGUGGGACGAUCUGGACGGGUUGAGGUACACGGUCAUCGAGAGUUACUUCCAGCCGGAUGCGGAUGAUACUUGCUACGCGGAUCGGACGAAGGAGUGCAUUGAUCAGCGACUAUCAAGCUGCAAGACCGAUUGCGCAAAGGCAUACGAGUCGUUCAUGUGCUACCUGCAGCAGUACGGAAGUUUGAAGUCCUCGGAGGAGUACAUUCCGUUGACACGUCUGGAGGCGAUCCAGGUCGCUGUGGACUGUAUCAACAUUUUACAAGUGUCCGACGAUCUUUUGAACCAGAUCAGCCAGGGUGAGAUCCCUGAUGUUCCCGAGGUGCACUGUCUGUACCGUUGUCAGUACCUGGGCGAGGGAGUCUACGACACCCAGUACCGAUUCAACUUCAGUCGGCUGUACAUCCGCCACUACGAUACACCUUCGCCAGAAUUCCUGGGCGAUGAGAUCUACAGCUGCGCCCAAAGUACGCUGGAAGCCAACUCCGAUGAAUGCACUGGAGUGUUCCGUGCCAGGGAGUGCUUCCCAGUGUCGGAUCGCCCCAGCCGUACCGUAACGAUCCUGACGACGGCCGCCGGAGUUGCGCUUGAUCAGAAGAGAUGCGAGCCUCCGAUCUACCGCGAGCCGUACCUUCCGGAAAUUCCCUUCAUUCAAAUAGAUCCGGCAGGUCCUUUGGUAGAAAAUGUACCGUACAAAUAAAUCAACCGUGAUGCACUCAACUGGGUCGAAUAAAAAACCAAAUAAAACAACAACCGCUUGUUUGAUAUUCACUAUUUAUGCGAUCAUCGCACGCGCGCAACUUCGUUUGAAAUUGUGAUGCACCCGACGAUUCCGCCUGUGCCGUGCGUUCCUGUACGUGUCAAAAUAAAUUUAAACCACGUCGCGCGACUGUUUUUAGACUUCCCAGAAUGUUGUUAGCUGCAAAAGUUCACACAUUCGCAGAGCUCUAAAAUGGAACAAAACAUACCAAUGUAUGCGCGCAAAAGAGAGACGAGGUUGCGCGGAG
Molecule: messenger RNA, 1539 nt
Organism: Culex pipiens pallens (northern house mosquito)
Lineage: Eukaryota; Metazoa; Arthropoda; Insecta; Diptera; Culicidae
Exons: 1
Coding region: 249-1232 (327 amino acids)
Biological process (GO): sensory perception of smell
Molecular function (GO): odorant binding
Source: RefSeq, a predicted model, not a curated record